GCAGGAAAACUGGCAAGGGGAACGGCAGGAGAAUGUUUGGCACAGGCUGAGCUGAUAGCAUGUCACAGCACGGUAUGCCUGUUUUGAAAAAAAGCAAAGCAAUCAGCCUAUUUGCAGGCCUUAUGCAGAGAAAACUAAGCAAGUCCGGGCAAUGGCUGCAUAUUUCAAAGAGAUUCAUCAUCACAACAGCAUGUACUCGGCUUGUCUCUGGGUAUUCAUCCUACGAGAGACGUCCACGCUGCUGCCUCUUCCACACUUUACUACAACAGCCAACUGCAAAGGUUACGCUGACUGUACUGCUGUAAGAUCAUGGAAGAAAGAUGGCUCCAAGACGAGAUGGGUAGAUUACCUCAUAUAGGAAUGGUCCACCAUGUCGGCUCAAGAAGAGGAAGCAGCAAUUCCAACACAAUAGCCCCAGAUUUCCAGUCAGAUCAGCAACCAGGUGCGCUCCCUCCUUACUACGGUCUAUGUGUCCAGUUUGAGGAAAGUGGCUACCUGUAUCAGGACUGUCCAGUGUACAUUGACAACAAUGACCAGCCCACUGUGAUAACUGAAGCUGGAAACUCUGCAAGAGAACAAACUGAAGAACAAAGGUCCAACUUCCUACCUCAAAACUUUCUCAGGAUAUCAGAGGUGGAAAUGCGAGGUUCUGAAGAUGUGACUUCAGGAACUGUACUUCAUAGACUGAUCCAAGAACAGCUAAGAUAUGGCAACCCCAAUGAGAAUAUGAACCUCCUUGCUAUUCAGCACCAGGCAACAGGCACUACAGGACCAACCAACGUGACCACCAGCUCUGUUUCCUCUACAGAGAACCUCACUCAAGAAGACCCACAAAUGGUCAGCCAGUCAGCCCGGCAAGAACCACAGGGGCAAGAACAUCAGGUGGACAACACCGUGAUGGAAAAAACCCUGAGGAACUCUCAGUCCCAGCACAACAACGAGGAGCUUCCUACCUACGAGGAGGCCAAGGCUCAAUCGCAGUUCUUUAGAGGCCAACCAGGACCUAUGGGACCCGGAUUUUAUGUCGCUGGUGUGGUGGCUAACCACAAAACUAAAACGGAGGGCCGGGCAACUGUAAGCCGGGCCAACAGUGGACAGGCUCAUCAAGAUGAAGCACUUAAAGAACUCAAACAAGGUCAUGUGCGCUCUCUAAGUGAGCGAAUAAUGAUGUCACUUGAAAGGAACGGAGUCAAACAGCACUCCUCUACUUCUGGUAGUAUUAAAGGUUUAAAAAAUGGUGUCCCUUCUCCAGUCCCAAUAUUAGGAAAGGAAAUGGAACAGAGGGGUCCCCCACCAGACUAUCCUCACAAAAUCAAACAGGCUCCAACUCCUGUGAAUAAAAUGCAGGAGCAGGGACAUUUUUAUAAUGAACACCAUCACCCAAUGGUGCAUGAAAUGGUGAAGACCUAUCCAAGCUCCCAACCAGCUAGGACUGAAGUUUCUAUUCUACGUUACCAGCCUCCCCCAGAAUAUAACAUCACCAGCCGGCAGCAGCCUCCUCAGCUCUCAUUCCCACGCUGCCCGCUGCAGCACACAGGCCCCAUGUCCUCCCAAAGCAGCCUCCAUCAGUAGCUCUUGUUGCACUCAACAUCUCUUGCCAUUAUGAUCCCGAUGGGAAUGACAUCCCACCAACCAACACCAUCGCCAUGCCCAUCACCCAUCCAGCCACUGCCGCCAGAGGCUUUCACCAUUGUGGAACGGGCACACCAGAUGGUGGAGAUCUUAACCAAGGAGAAUGGAACCUUGAGACAGCAGCUGGAGAUCUGCUAUGAAAAAGCAGACAAACUUCAAAAGUUUGAAACAGAAAUCUAUAAGAUUUCAGAAGCCUAUGAGAGUUUGGUGAAGUCUUCCACAAAGAGGGAGACAUUGGACAAAGCCAUGAAGAACAAACUGGAAGCUGAAAUCCGACGCUUGCAUGACUUCAAUCUGGAUCUGAGAGAUCGCCUGGAAACUGCCAACAGGCAGCUGGCCAACAGAGAGUAUAAUGGACACGAGGAGACAUCGGAAGAGGGCCACUACACAUUGAAAAACAAAGAGCACUUGAAGGAGAUGGAGAGCCUGGAGCGCGAGCUGGCAGCACUGCGCACUACCAAUGAGGAUCAGAGGAGGCACAUUGAAAUCUUAGAGCAGGCUCUGAGUAAUGCCCAGGCCAAAGUCAUCAAACUGGAAGAAGAGCUGCGUAAAAAGCAGGUGUACGUGGAGGAGGUGGAGAAGCUGCAGCAAGCUCUGACCCAGCUCCAGGCAGCGGGAGAGAAGAGAGAGCAUCUAGAGAGGCGGCUACGGACCAGGCUGGAGAAAGAGCUGGAGUGUCUGAGAAUGCAGCAGCGACAUGCGAGCUGUCAGAUUUCCAGCAAUGGAGAGUACAGUGCCCCUGCGCUCAUGGACUUGCUAAGGAAAAAGGAAGAGACGAUUUUGGCUCUAGAAGCGGAUACCACCAAAUGGGAACAGAAGUACUUGGAAGAGAGCGCCAUGAGGCAUUUCACCAUGGACGCCGCCACCACAGCCAUAACGCAGCAAGAUUCAUCUAUUAGGAGUCACUCAAGGCAUGGAAGCCACAAUGACAGCUCACUGGAGGUCCGGAUGUGGCAUGAAGAAGAGGAGAUUGUUCAGGCUAAUCGAAAGUUUCAGGACAUGGAGCACACGAUCAAAAAUCUUCAUGCAAAGAUCAUCGAGCAGGAUGCCAUGAUAAAAGUUCUACAUCAGCGUUCCCGAAAAGAUCAUGGGAAGAAUGACAGUUCCAACCUACGUCCUGCCCGAUCUGUGCCUUCCAUUGCAGCUGUGGCUGCGGUCACCGGCGGUACCCAUUCACGGCAGACGUCCCUGUCCAGCAACCAGGCUAUAGAGGAGAAGAAGGAGGACAAGGCGCGCAAAGGCAGUAUAGGUUUGCUUCAGGGAAAAGACAGCAAUCGUGAAAGCCCCUCCCCUUCCUUAAUGCUUCCUCCACCCUCUUUCUUGUUGCCCCCACCCACUGCAUCUCCACCGGUCACUGUGUCACAUGCCAAAACCGGGAGCAAAGACAACUGCACACAGACGGACAAGAGCUCCGAUCUAUUCUGGCCCACCUGCUCCUCCUUACCCGGCAGAGGACGGAUGAAUACCACCCCUUCCAGUAGUCCCCUUCUACGUCACACCGCCAAUAAAGAGAAGUCAGAUCAUUCCCCCAUUCUCGGAAAAACUCUGGAAGCCAAAUUUAGAGCAAGCAGCAUGGCACACAAGGCAGACUUUUCAGAACCAGAUAACGCCAUGGAAGUGCUUAUUUAGUAGAUGGGCUCAGACAAUCUUUCUACAAUGGCUCCUGGGCCACUUGGGACUAGAGCACACAAGAAUAAAGAUGAUGCUGAAUAUUAACGGGCAUGAGUACCGAGAGGAGAAGGUAUUUGAUGUCACCAGCUUACAGCUUGGAACCAUCAUUCAGCAAAAGUAUGAGGCCUGCUUUGGAGGUGUACAUUGAAGACUUGCUGUAUGGUAGCCAUUAAGCACAGGAUGAUGAUGUCCCAUUGUACAUAUCUGGGUUGCAUGAGACCAUUCGACAUUUGAGCAAUCACAAGUCUCAGCAUGCCACGCAAGACUAUGGAUAACCUGCAUGGCUUUUUCGAUUUCACCGCAUGAGAAAACAUUUCAAAUCUGCUGUGAAUGACCAUGAUCUGUUGAGUCUUAAAAUUUUCAGCAACAAAGAAACAUUUCUUGUAAAUAGUACUCAGCUUCCUUCUACUUCUUGGCCAGUCUGGUGACUUUAACCCGUGCUGUGCAUUUCUGGGUGCCGAUGUGCUUCAGCGCCCCCCUGGCUUUACUGUCAGACCCACACUAGGCAGGGGCAUUAGGACAGUGGUAUUUAAAUACUCUAAAGAGAGAUUAAUUUCUCUCUGAGUUCACUGCAAAAAUUUAAAGGUUACCCCAAAAUUUUGCAUUUCUGCAGAAUACGUUGGAGUCAAUGGGGCAAGUGAAGUUUGGUUUUUGGUGGUUUUUAAGAGUGUAAAUGGCUUUAUAUGGCUCCCAAGGGUUCGCAAAAACUACUUGCAAGUAUCCUGGGCCUGUUCUUGUGCCAAAAAAGAUAGCUAAAAAAAAGCAAUAAAUGAAAAUAGCAGUAAAAAAUGACAAUCAUAACAAAAAACAAAACAAAACAGAGAAGCACAAAUACAAUGAAUAAUGAAUGAAAUAAUAUAUUAAACAAUCAUAAUUUUUCUUGUGAAAAAAAACAAUCAUAAUUAAUUUCUAUAAAAACCCACAUCCUUAAAUAAAUAAGAAAAAUAUAAUUUUAUUUGUACAGCAUGCAGGCUCUAUGCCAGUCGUUCUCAACCUGGGGGUCGAAUGACAAUUUGCCAGGGGUCACCGAAUCCUGAGCUGUUCCUGAAUUUCGCACUGCUCUCCCAGCCUUUUCAUGGCUACCCAGCAGGGUUGUCCCUGGAGCUUGCGGUGGUCCACUCAGCCUCUUCGCAGCCACCCAUUCAGUUCACGGUGUGACUGGGGGGCAGAGACUAGAUGACCCUAUUU
Rana temporaria (common frog) is the source of this 4491-nucleotide messenger RNA. It is a transcript of the gene AMOTL1, whose product is annotated as angiomotin like 1. Gene Ontology annotation, biological process: establishment of cell polarity involved in ameboidal cell migration; hippo signaling; actin cytoskeleton organization. The record is from RefSeq and is a predicted model, not a curated record. Gene Ontology annotation, cellular component: cytoplasmic vesicle; bicellular tight junction; plasma membrane. NCBI's taxonomy places the organism in Eukaryota, Metazoa, Chordata, Amphibia, Anura, Ranidae.